Molecule: messenger RNA, 1444 nt
Organism: Trichoderma atroviride IMI 206040
Lineage: Eukaryota; Fungi; Ascomycota; Sordariomycetes; Hypocreales; Hypocreaceae
Source: RefSeq, a predicted model, not a curated record
GACUCUCCCUUCCUCUUGCAACCCACAUUCCUUCAAAAGUCUUUGCACUUCUCGCCUCUACGGCACUUUUUGCUACAUCAGUCCUGUUGAACAGAACAACAUCGCGACAAACCACCGCUCCUUUUCAACUACAGCUAUUCAAGAUGAAGACCUUUACCGUUGCUUCUGCCUUCCUCGUUGCGGCCGCUGCCGCCAAGCCUCACCACGGCCACCACGCUCACCACCACGUUGCUCGUGACAACGUCGUGACCGAGAUCGAGUGGCACACCGAGUAUGUCACCCAGACUGAGGUGAUCGAUUCCACCACCACCUACCUGGUCCAGGACGGCAAGACCACUCCCGUGGCUGCUCCCACCAGCUCCGGCCUUGCUGCCUCUGCCGGCGAGUUCGUCGAGCCUUCGUCGUCCACUGUUGCGCCCAGCUCCAGCACCGCUGCGGUUCCCACCACCAGCACCCAGGCGCCGCCUCCUCCUCCGACCACCACCGCUGAGGCCUCGACUUCGUCUGUCUUCACGCCUCCUCCUCCUCCUCCUCCUCAGACCACCUCUGCUCAGGUCUCGAUCGAGGCUGCUGCGCCCUCCAGCUCUUCCGUGGCUCCUCCUCCUCCCCCGGUCUCGAUUGCUAUUCCUUCCCCCUCUCCUUCUCCUUCUCCCUCUCCUUCUCCCUCUCCCUCUCCUAGCCCCAGCCAGCCUGCUGCUGGUGGCAGCAGCGGAAGCAGCAGCGGCGGCAGCUUCCAGGGAGACAUCACCUACUACACCGUCGGCCUCGGCUCUUGCGGCGUCGACAACUCCGGCCAGGACACCACCCAGAACCUCGUCGCCAUCAACUGGGAGCAGAUGGGCACCCAGUCCAACGGCAACCCCAUGUGCGGCAAGACCAUCACCAUUAGCGCUGGCGGCAAGACCACCACCGCCCUCGUCGUCGACAAGUGCAUGGGCUGUGCCUCCGGCUCCAUCGACGUCAGCGAGAAGGUCUUCACCGAGCUCUUCGGCGGCCUCGGCGCCGGCCGUGCUCCUUGCUCUUGGUCUUUCAACUAAGCUGCUGUCUCCUAGACAAUCUGUGCAUGACGGGUAUAUGGAUCUAUCUAUCAUACUUGGCCUCAAAUCUCAAGGCGCACAUAUACCCUAGAUCAAUUUAUGGACAAAUUUCUCACGUUAUACCCUACAUUCGUUGAUUUUUAUUUUUUUGGAUUCACCGUCCCUGGCGUGGAUGGGAAUGCGAUAUGGAAUAGGAAAAUGAUUUAACUUUUUUAUUAUUUAUUUAUUCUUUACACACACACAUUUCUUGGAAAUUUGUCCCGGGACAAAAGGAACGGGAAUUAAAAAAACUUUUUUCUAUUGUACAUAUAGACAAAAACCUUUUAUAGACAUGUCCUCUCAUAUUGGAGACAACGUGGAAUGACAUACCCUUUUAGAUGCCCAUCAAUACUUGAUACUUGAAAACA